Molecule: messenger RNA, 1539 nt
Organism: Aspergillus alliaceus
Lineage: Eukaryota; Fungi; Ascomycota; Eurotiomycetes; Eurotiales; Aspergillaceae
Product: cytochrome P450
Exons: 6
Coding region: 1-1539 (512 amino acids)
Molecular function (GO): oxidoreductase activity, acting on paired donors, with incorporation or reduction of molecular oxygen; iron ion binding; heme binding
Source: RefSeq, a predicted model, not a curated record
AUGUCGCUAGCUGUCCUCUUGAAUACUCUUUUAAAAAGUGCGGUCCUCCUGUUUUGGGGCUAUUUUCUCGCGAAUGAAUAUGUUCGUUGGAAAAGACGAAUCCCAGGCCUUAAGGGACCCCGUGGUCUUCCAGUCAUUGGAAAUUUGCUACCUGUCACGAAAACUUUCUCCGCUGAACAAUACCGGCGGUGGUCAUUAAGAUAUGGACCGGUCUACCAGGUCCAAUUGGGAAACACACCGAUCGUGGUCGUGAACUCGACGGAGUCUGCGAAAACACUUUUUCUCAAUCAGGGUGGCGCUCUGAUAUCGCGCCCUCUAUUUUAUGUCUUACAUAAAGUGGUGAGCAAGAACGUUGCAAGUAUCGGUACCAGUCCGUGGGAUGAGAGUUGUAGGCUUCGAAGAAAGGUGGCGGCUGGGGCUCUGAACCGCCCAAAGGUUCAAUCGUAUGAACCGUUCAUUUUGCGCGAGACAAGAGAUUUUAUUGAGGAGCUCACCCGAGAAUCGCGUAACGGAAAAACUGAGGUUGGCUUCAAGUCUAUCGUGCAUCGCCUAGCUUUGAACCUGGUGUUGAGGUUGAAUUACGGCACACGAGUCGCAAAUACAAAAGAUCUCAAAGAAGACGCACUGUACUCUGAGAUAAUUGAGGUAGAGGAUGAGAUCUCCCGAUUUAGAUCGCCUUCUAAGAACCUCACCAACUACAUUCCUCUGCUUCGAGUUCUUGAGCCGUUGGUCUGGAAAAAGUCCGCGGCUCACUCUGCUGACAUUGGGCGUCGUCGAAUUGCGUACAACAACAUAUUAUUUGGCCAGUUACUAAAAGCGAUCGACGAAAACACUGAUGUGCCCUGCAUCCAAGGAAAUGUGCUGCGAGAUCCCGAAGCAGCAGGACUGUCAAGCAAUGAGCAGCUUAGUAUUAGUCUGAGUAUGAUUGCUGGCGCAGACAGUACGCAACCGACAAUCGCCUGGGCAAUCUUAUUCCUCGGCCAUCGCCAGGAUAUCCAGCAGCGUGCCUUUGCAGAAAUACAAACCCACCUGGGUAGUGCGUAUCAACCAACAGCAACCCUAGAGGUGGAAUAUAUUCAUGCUCUAGUUAAAGAGUUCAUGCGGUUCUACACCGUGCUUCCAUUGGCCAUGCCCAGAGAAACUACCGCACCUGUUCAGGUUAAUGGACAAGUGAUUCCUGCAGGAACGAUGGUCUUUCUCAAUGCAUGGGCUUGUAAUAGAGAUCCGUUAACGUUUGAGGACCCGUGGACCUUCAAGCCAGAGAGGUGGCUCGAUGACACAGAAAAACUCACCCAUCAGUUUGCCUUUGGUUAUGGAUCACGCAUGUGCCCUGCGUCACACUUGGCCUCACGUUUGGUCUACUCGGUCCUAUUCCAUUUGAUUGCGAGUUUCGAAAUUCAACCUGCUGAGGGCGAGGGAGACGAGAUCUUUGACCCCAUACAGGGGUUGAAAGAUCCCACAUCUCUGGCUGCCAUACCUAAGGGUUCCAGAGCUAGAUUUGUGCCUAGGGCUGACAAUGCUCCAACGGAUUUGACGUAG